Messenger RNA from Daucus carota subsp. sativus, 3653 nucleotides. RefSeq lists its product as uncharacterized. The record is from RefSeq and is a predicted model, not a curated record. The transcript is spliced from 15 exons. Lineage: Eukaryota; Viridiplantae; Streptophyta; Magnoliopsida; Apiales; Apiaceae. Bases 214 to 3447 code for a protein of 1077 amino acids.
CUCGAAGUACCGUACUUUUUUCAAACAAACGUACAGUGCGGGAUUAGUAUCCCGCAACCCACUCACAAAAAUCGACAGUUACAAAACACAAUUACUAUCCAUGACGCCGAAGAUCAUUGUACCACGAUUCUUGCAGAACGAUUCUCGGAGAUAACAGCAUAUAAACUGGGUCGAUAGCAGCAGCACAAUACACAAGCAAGAGCGUCCCGCAUAAUGUUUAGAGGAGUACGACGAAGUAGUCGGCUUACUAGAAGCAAUCAGUCUCGGAGCCCUGCUUCCAAAAGGCGAGCUUUGAGUGGAGGCGCUAUGUCAGGGCUUGACGACAUUAGAAAUGAAUGGAAGAUUGUAGGAAGUACGCACAACAAGGAAUCGAGCGAAGAAGAAAAUGACUUUGUCACUCCAGUAGAGUCUUUCUCUAAAACCAGUGAACGAUUGAAUAAGGGAGAACGCAGUACAACAUUUAAAAAAAAAGGGAAGCAAAGGACAUUGUUCAGUUCUAUGAAAAAAGUACAACAUCAAGCGGAAAGUAGCAAGAGAUCAUGGGAGAAUGAGGAGUUUGGACAAGAAAUAGUACUUGUAAAUAGUCCAGCAGUAAAUCCAAAUAUUGCAGUACAAAGAUCACAACACCAAAAGGCCAAUGACGGAGCAAAGAGGGGUCGCAGGAAAAUAACUGUUGAGAAGGGUAGUGGUGGAACUUUAAAAGAAGUAAAGGUCAAGAAGCCAAGAACAUAUGAUAACUAUAUACAGAAGAAGUUUUCCCCGUCAAUAAUGUCUGACGUACUUGGAAACUUGUCCGAUGAACAAAAAGAUUGGGUAACGAAUACAGGUUUCGCUGAUAUUUUGGGUUUUAGGAUGGUUUGGUACACACACAAAUUGGGAUACAAUGUGGUUACUGCAUUUAACAGCGAGGAAUGUUGUCUUGACUUGAAAGCUGGAAAGGUUGCAAUUACUGAUCAAACAGUGAGGAGUGUGCUAGGUUUGCCAAUGGGAAGUGAGGGUAUCAAAUCCAAGGAUGAGAAAGAGAGGCUGAUUUUGUGGGGCAAACAAUUUCAAGGGUGUGCGGGUUCUGAAAUCACCCCUUUGAUGUUGAGCAAUAGAAUUAUGGGGAAUCGUGAAGCGGACACAGAUUUUAAGCUAAACUUCCUAGUUCUGUUGUACAACUUCUUUUUUGAGGGGCAGCAGAACAGGUUUUUAAAUCGUGAUGUCCUGCGCUAUGCAUUCGAUCUAGACAAUUGCGGCAGGUACAACUGGUGUAGACUGCUAAUAGAAAGGAUGCAGGUAACACAUAAUUACUGGGCAGCUGAGAAGAAGCGUUACUUUACAGGAUCCUUACCAUUCCUCAUUUAUCUAUAUGUUAGCAAAGUGAGGAACCCGGGAACGGUUUAUAUUCUACCAUCGUAUCCAGCCUACAAAGGGUGGUCAGACAGGCUUCUUCGUGAGAGGCAGAAAUAUGAUGCGACCCACGAUUGCUUUGGAGUUGGUAAUUUAGUAACACUGAAGGACAAGCCAGAUGGAAGUGCAAAGUCCACAAAUGCAGCUCCUGCAGACGAAAAAUUGAAGAAUGCAGUUGCUGAACAGAUGGAAGUUAUACUCUUAACGGACAAGGGACAGUUGGAUGGUUUGGCCGACAAUAAUGGAAAGGAAAACUACAUCGACCACACUAAGAAAGAAGAUGAUGUUUUUGUGGAGGAUUCUUUUAAACUAGAUGAUGAGUGUGUGCAUGACGGCUGGGAGGACGGGGUGAAUCAAGCUGAAGAACACAAUUAUGCUGAGAAAUACAUCGAGCACGAUAAGAGUUUGGAUAGGGUUUUCUUGGAGGAUUCAUCUAAACCCGAUGGUGAGUGUUUAGAUAAAGGUUGCGGUGAAAGAUUUCUUAUUAAAGAGAAACAUGAAGAGAAUUCCUCGCACAGCCGCAUAACUAGUGUCUUUAUCCAGGAUAUGCACAAAGGAGCUACCGAUAAGGACUCCAAAGCAGGAAGAUCACCUGAAUUAAAUGAUGCACAAGGCGUAGUAAUGGAAACUCCGAUUAAUGUUGCGACAAAAACCAAGACUGCACUCUCCAACAACGAGUUGUUGCAGGGAAGGGAGCCGGUGGCAGACGAUGUGAUUGAGACUCAUUUUGAUGAAACUGAGUAUGUGAAGCAAUUUAAACAAAAAAUGGCCGAGUUGUCCAAGCUAUACGACACAUGCUUGGACAGAUAUGAAGUAUCAUAUGCUCUGUACCCAGAUAAUUCGGUCAUCCAGGAAAUGAAGACAGAAUAUGCAUACUUCUUCAAGUUAUUUCACGAGACAACUCCACUUUCCAAAAAACUGUUUACACUUGUAGAUAAUGGAAAAGACAUGGGAAGAAGAUCACCUUUGGAGGAUUCAGCAUUUGUUCCAAGCUUCUCAUUAGGAGUGUCACAAGUGACACCAAAGAAACUGGUGAAUGACAUGGAAGGAAUCCAAGUAGCUCGUGAGGGUGACCAACUUAAUGUAAGCGGGAAUGUUGGAUUCAUAAGACCACGACGAGAGACUAAAGUGUCUCAGAUUUGUCGUUCUCCAUUUGUUAGCAGAGUGGUGGAUAUAAGUACUCAUUCAGUAAACGGGGAGGAGAGCAGAGUUUGGGAUUGGUUGUUUUCAAACAAAAGAAAUAAAAAGGAACACUUGUUCGAGUGGAAUAAAAGGAUGUGUACAAAGGCACACUUCCAAUCUUUGGAGGACAACAAAAUGGUAGAGACCACGGUUAUUGAUGCUUGGACGUGUCUCCUGAAUGAAAAUGAGAUCCUGAGAUCCGAUGCAUCACCACUGCGUUUGUUUCUGAACACGGAGACCACGUACGGACCAAUGAAUAUGGUUGUUAAUGAUGGGGAUAUACAUGGCGUUUUAAAGCGCAGGGCUGUUUUCAAUGACAAUAUAGAAGUUGUACUAGAAAUGGUAAAUGGAAUCCACAACCGGAUUUAUGGCGUUCAAGACUUUGAUAUGUUUGUGUUCCCAAUAUAUAAUGCAACACAUCAUUAUAUAAUCUGUUAUAACAUGAAGAAGCCAAGUUGGGAAAUUAUAGAUAAUAGGGUGCAAACGACUAGUUUUGCUGAUAUGUUUGGAGAUCUACCGUUUCGUUUGCAUGACUGCUUUUGUGAUUGGAUUUCAAUAUACAAUCUGCCAAAAGGAGAGGAGAUUGCAAAGACAAAUCCAAGAGUUGUGAGGUUGGGAUGGCAGACGACUGAAAACUGGAUAGAUUGUGGCGUCUAUGUGAUGCGCCACAUGGAGACAUAUAUGGGAAGCUUGUAUAGAUGGAGUGCGGGACUACGCGCUGAAGAUGGAAAAGCAAGAGAUUUGCUAAAGAAGCUGAGAAUGAUCUACUGCCACAAAAUACUGACGUGGAGCGGAAACAAGUAUAGGCAAAUGAUAAUGCGCAAUGUUGCAAGCUUUAUCAAGGACAAGAAGGCUGCAUUAAGACAGCUUUAGAAUUUGUUAUCUGUAGAAGAAAACAAAAGCCAAAAUAAGAUUAUAAAUGUUUGAGCUAUGGUCUGGAUCCUUGCAAUCUGUUUAUAUUUUAAACUUGUUGAUGCUCUCUAGUACUUUGCUAUGAACCCAAUAUUAGUGUUUGGACCAAUUAUCUGGAUGUUAUUGUCUUUGAGUUUUUAAUGCAAAGGAUCUGUUGGUUUGCAUAA